Messenger RNA from Triticum dicoccoides, 1228 nucleotides. Its product is annotated as probable E3 ubiquitin-protein ligase ATL44. The coding region runs from base 71 to 694 and encodes 207 amino acids. NCBI's taxonomy places the organism in Eukaryota, Viridiplantae, Streptophyta, Magnoliopsida, Poales, Poaceae. The record is from RefSeq and is a predicted model, not a curated record. The transcript has a single exon.
CAAAGCUAAGUUAAUAUAGAGUCCACAGUUCAGAGCGUUCGGCGCCCAAAGCAGCAGCAGAAGCGACACCAUGCGCGCUCCGGCGAGCCUCCUGCAGCGGACCGCCCUCGCGGCAGCCGGCACCGGCCAGACAUCGUCGUCGUCGUCGUCGUCACUACCUCAGCAGCAGGAGCAGACGGCGCCCGUGAUGGCGGUGAACUCGGACAUGGUGGUCAUCCUGGCGUCGCUCCUGUGCGCGCUAGUCUGCGUCCUUGGCCUCGCCCUCGUCUCCCGGUGCGCAUGCCGGCGACGCCGCUCCGCCUCAUCCUCCAACACUUCCCCUCCUCCGCCCAAGGGCCUCAAGAAGAAGGCCAUCGACGCGCUUCCUACCGUCUCCUUCGCCGCCACCGCUUCUCCGACGCCAGCGGCUUGCUCAUCCUCUGAGUGCGCGAUCUGCCUGGCAGAUUUCACGGAAGGGGAGGGCCUGCGGGUGCUCCCGAGGUGCGGCCACCACUUCCAUGUUGGAUGCGUCGAUGCCUGGCUCCGGACCUGCGCCACAUGCCCCUCCUGCCGUGCACCCAUCAUCGUUUCCGCGCCCGUGCAGCCGCCCGCGACACCCACGGUGGUGGUUGUAGUGGCGGCAAACAACAGGUGCGGGAGGUGCGGCGAGGUGGCGGCACCGGCUGGUGGUGAAGAUUGCACGGUCUUGCCUUAAUUAAUUAAUUUAUGUUUCCUUUUCUUUUAUUUUGCUAGUUAGGCUAAGGCCCUGUUUGGUUCAUAACUCUUAGGACUUUUCUUAGUCCCAACUUAUAAGUCACAAGUCCCUAAAAAGUCCCUACAUGUUUGGUUCCUGAGACUUAACAUGGACUAGAAGACUAUAUUACAACUAUAAGUCCCUAUAAGUUCCUCCUUGAGAGUCUUAUUUCAUAAGUCCCAAAUGCUCACUUUAAGUCCCUAUAAGUCCCUCCUGUUUGGUUUAGAUGGGACUUAUAGGAACUUUUUUAAGUCCCUAAACCAAUAAGUCCCUGGAAACAAACACCCUCUAAGUAAGUCAUUAAGACGUCUUAAAUACUUGUGUAUUUAUUAUCAUUUUGUUUAGUUCUUCUGUUGUUUUUGUAGCUAAGUAGCCUGUUCGGCGAUCCAAUGCAUUGGAAUACUUCAAUUUUGUAGCUUGGCUGUAAAGUGUAUACACUUUUAUUCAUUGUUUAAUACCAAUGUGAUGAAGUAAAGGGUGUAUAUGUUCUAAAUA